AUGGGUUGGGGUGGAGACUUGACACUGGUGAAUGGUUCGCCGUUCAGUUGGACCUUGAAUGGCCAACAUUCGUAUCAAAUGGAUACAUGGAAAUGGCCAACAAUCAACGCUGGCCAGGCAUCAAGAAUAUACGUCGAGUUUGGGACGAGAGGAAACACCCGUGACGAUGCAGGCGAGGCGUACUACAACAUCGACGGAACAUCGGAUAGGUUCACGGUACUCGGACGGAAGCCUUCGGACUAUGCACUCACCAUAUCUCUGGAUGACAUGUCGACAAAGCAGAGUUUGAAAGGAUCAAAAGUCGACUUGGGAUUUCGUCACAAUGCUGCUGUAAACUGGAUCAUGUCCACUGAUGAAGCAGGAAACUGGUGGUCAAAUAGCGGUACCUACGCAGAUUGGAUGCAGCAAAGCAUCGGUUCGCUGGCAAACAGAACGCUAAAACACAUCUGCAUGCCAGGCUCUCAUGAUGCCGGGAUGGGAACAUUCAAACCUGGCACUAUCGGCGCGCACUUUGCCAACACUCAGACCCAGUAUCUGGAUUUCUAUCAACAACUCGAAGCCGGCUCACGGUAUUUCGACCUCCGCCCGGUGCUCUCGAGAGGCGACUGGGUAGCUGGUCACUACGGCCAAGUUGGUGACAUCUGGCUUGGCGGAAAUGGACAGUCCCUCACAGACAUCAUACAGCAGAUCAACGACUUCACUGCGAAAUAUCAGGAACUCGUCAUCAUAAAUCUCAGCCACACUCUCGACACGGACAACCAGUACAAAGACCUCACGCAAACGCAAUGGAACGACCUCUUUACCACACUAAAGCGCAUCAACAACCGCUACACGGUCAACAACCCCGACACCACCGAUCUCUCCACGCGCCGUCUGGGUGACUUCAUCACAGACCGUGCCUCCGUUCUCAUCAUCGCGCAGAUACCUAAUGAUGUGAAACUAGGCGACUUUGCAAACCAAGGAUUUUACACGGGCCGCAACUUUCCUUUCUACGACGAAUACAGCAAUAGCAACAAUCUUGCUACUAUGAAGAGCGAUCAGCUAGCCAAGCUGAAGCAAAAUCGGAACAUUGUCGCGGAGCAAAGCGAGAGGAAGGAUAUGUUUCAUAUCUUCUCAUGGACGUUGACACAGCAGCCUGAGGAUGUGUUGAUCUUUGACAAGGCCAUCAUGUUCGUUUCCCUCUAUCCUGUCUUCAUAAACACACGAGCUUUCCCCAGACACUAA
Molecule: messenger RNA, 1224 nt
Organism: Alternaria metachromatica
Lineage: Eukaryota; Fungi; Ascomycota; Dothideomycetes; Pleosporales; Pleosporaceae
Exons: 3
Coding region: 1-1224 (407 amino acids)
Biological process (GO): lipid metabolic process
Molecular function (GO): phosphoric diester hydrolase activity
Source: RefSeq, a predicted model, not a curated record